GAUAACCGGCGACUUUCAAUACUAAACUUUGUUAUACAUACACAGGCGACGCCCGUAUAUAAACGCUAGUCAACCAGCUUACAGUAUUCAGUAGCUGUCGCGCAGUCUAACUAGAAGUGCACGAUGAGAUUUCUGUUCGCCUUCGCCGCCGUCCUCGGCUACGCCUCCGCCGGAGUGCUGGGCCCGCUGGUGUACGGAGCCAACCCUGGUGACGUCCAGGCCGCCCACAUUGAUGCCGCCGUCGCCGCCCAGGACCAUGUGAGGGCAGUGGGAGAGGGGCAGGUCAGAGCCGCGGAAGCCGCCAUCCAGUACAACACAGAAGUAGUCAGACAGACCGCCGAGGCGCACCGCGACAUCAACGAGAACGCCUACUGGAACUCCGUGGCCGCCGGGCAGAACCUCGUCGCAGCCGCCCAGACCCAGCAAGCCGCCCUAGACGGCGCCGCAGCCGCCUACCGCGCCGCCCAUGUGGCAGCCCCCGCCCUAGGCUACGCCGCGCCUUACGGAAUUGCCCCCUACGGUCUGGCCGCUCCCUACGGCAUCCACGGACUCGGCCUUCACUACUAAACUCAUGAUCUCUUUUAAAAAACCCUCGGAAUAAGGAUUGGGUUUGAACCGAAUCGUUGUUCCGAGGCUCGCUCGAAUGGCGCUUUCGGAUUCGAAAUUUGAAAGUGACAUUCGAUUUGGAAUAGACUCAGGAUUGUAAAAAGGAAGGAUUUUGCUCAAGAAUUUAAAUUUAAAUGAAAAAGUCAGGAACGUAACUCUCUUUGUAGGUCGAAUCUCAUGCCAUCACUGCCAAAGUGUAAAUAAAUACACGUUUUUUUACAAACUGUA
Messenger RNA from Plutella xylostella (diamondback moth), 834 nucleotides. RefSeq lists its product as hypothetical. The record is from RefSeq and is a predicted model, not a curated record. Lineage: Eukaryota; Metazoa; Arthropoda; Insecta; Lepidoptera; Plutellidae.